Messenger RNA from Diabrotica virgifera virgifera (western corn rootworm), 3251 nucleotides. RefSeq lists its product as uncharacterized. The transcript is spliced from 3 exons. The coding region runs from base 1006 to 2397 and encodes 463 amino acids. NCBI's taxonomy places the organism in Eukaryota, Metazoa, Arthropoda, Insecta, Coleoptera, Chrysomelidae. The record is from RefSeq and is a predicted model, not a curated record.
UCGCUGCAUCCUGGACGCAGUGAAAGAGUGAAAUGAAGUCAGAAGUCAGUAUCCAACUGACUACUGAGGAAUCGUUUGUUUCAUUUGUUACGUUACAUUUGGUUUGUUUUUAGCAUAUCGUCAUAUUAGAGGUAAAACUCACUCACUAAACUUUUUAGAAAAUGGAGAAAAAUCGACUUAAAGGCAAAAAUUGCUUUUUAAAUUCACCUGACUUGAAUAUUGGAUUUUUUUUAAUGCAACUGCAAAGAAUAAAUAAAACAGAUAUUUUAAGCCAUGUUUCGUUACAUAGUGGGUCUGCUGGAUUCCAAAUUGCCCUUCUUUUAUACACAGCACUUAUUACGCUUUCAUCCAUAGCGAGGCUACCCGGAUGGAUUAUCAAACACGACUGAUAUGGGUGGAUAGACGCCUGGCGGACCACCGGGUGGGUAGAUGGUAGUGGAAGGCCACUGCGGCUACCGUCGCUGUAUUAUUCGUGGUAUAAGUAGCUGGAUGGUCGCCAGGCGGGUAUCUACCAUCCACCAUCCUAGCAAACUUCCUGCACUGCGGCAUCGGCCUUAGGAGACCGGGUCUCCUUAAACGCCUGCUGCGCUGCACGGAGCAUUAGCAACGGAGAAAGCUGGGCUUCUCGGCUCCGUUCGUGCAUCUCGGGAUAACCCAGGGUCCUGCCUACAAUAAUAUGUAAUAAAACUGAGACGCGAUCAUGCGUUCUAAUGCUAAUGCUCCGUACGUAUGGAUAAUUAGUGAUAAUAUGGAAUUUACACGUUGUAUAAUAGCGAGAGUAAUUGUUGUUUUCGCGAUUCAUGAUAAACAAAACAGUAUAGAGUGUGUAAAAAAUUUAUGGGGAGGCUGAGCCUCCCUUGCCUCCUCUGACGAGCCGCCACUGGUCAUUUGAAUAUUACUAAAAAUGAAAAAAUAGAAAUAGCUAGUAAAAUUGCUUCGAAAAUUCCUCUUGUUUCCAUAUUAGAUGAGAUUAGAGAUUCUGUAACUAAUAAUAAGUUGGAAAGGAUGCAUAUCUUAACAAGAAAAGAUCUUCAUAAUAUAUCACAAACUUUUAAUUUAAAUUCUGAUGGAAUUCGCCAUAAAAAUGAAGUUAUAAGUAUUGAAUCCUGGAUUGAAGAAGCCAAGAAUAGUGGAAUAAUUUUAUAUUACAAGCCACAAGGGGCUUUAUGUAAUGAUUUUCCUUGUUUAAAAAAUGAAGAUUUUCUGUUAAUUGUUAUGCAUCCUGGUCAACUGGAAGUGUUAGACAAAUACUCAGAAGAUGUAAUUUGUAUCGACGGAACACAUGGACUUAAUGCUCAUGAUUUUGAACUUACUACAUUGUUAAUAUUGGAUGAUAUGAGGGAGGGAUUUCCUUGUUGUUUUAUGAUUGGAAAUCGGUCUGAUGAGGAAAUAAUGACUAUUUUUUUCAUGAAGAUAAAAGAAAAUUUAGGAAGAGUAAUCAAACCCAUGGUUUUCAUGUCAGACAUGGCCCAAUAUUACUAUAAUGCAUGGCUCCAAAUUAUGACUCCAGCUAAAUUCAGGCUAUUCUGUUCCUGGCACGUAGAUAAAGCGUGGCGGAAAAAUCUAAAUAAAAUUGAUGGUCAAGAGCAAAAGGUUAUCGUAUACAAACAGCUACGUACCUUAUUACAAGAGACCGAUGUUACUUCAUUUAGGGAUAUGAUACAAAAUUUUCAAAUUUCUCUUCUAUCUUCUGGUAAUACCCAAGAAUUUGGUCAAUAUUUUCAAAAAUGUUAUCUGCACAAUAUGGAAUCCUGGGCGUACUGUUAUCGCUUGCAUGCAGGAAUAAAUACAAAUAUGAGCAUAGAACGAAUGCAUCAAACGAUUAAAUAUUUGUAUUUAAAUGGAAGACAAGUACGAAGGCUGGAUAAAACUAUCAAUAUCUUGAUUAAAUUAAUUAAAGACAAAUUGUUUGAACGGCUUAUUACGUUGAAUAAAGGUAAAAUAUCCAGCAAAUUACGAGAGUUACGAAAAAGGCACAAAACAAGUCUUAAUUUAGAUAUGAACACCAUUGUCAUGUCUGAAAUGGGCUGGGAGGUACCAUCAAGUUCAACCAAUGAUAUCUAUUUAGUUCAGAAAAACAAACCCAGUUGUGACUGCCGAUUAGUCUGUGAUUUGUGCCAAUCCUGUCUACAUUCAUAUUCCUGUACAUGCUUGGAUAACAGUAUAAUAUGGAAUAUGUGCAAACACAUACAUCUUGUGUGUCAAUUUAUGAAAGGCCAUCAAAUUCAAGAUACUAAUGCAGAUGAAGAACAUAUAAUAAAUACAGAUGAGGUAAAAAUUAAACAAGCUACAAAGCAAGCUAAAUUUGUGGAAUUUGUGAGUAAGUCUUGUAAUACAAUGGUAAUAUCAAUCAAGAAAAAACGUCCAAACAACUGGAAGUUGAAAAACAGAAAUUGAUAGAAAUACAAACCCAAAUAAUUCAAAAUAUAACAACUUUUGAACAACUUGAGGCAUUUAAAAGUAUUACAGCACCCUUGGUGCCUACAUUAAGGACAUUAGCAGAACAUUCUGGAAAUGAACUUAAUAUUGUGGCACUAUCUCAUGGAACACAAAACAUUCCACACAAUAAAAAAGUAGUUGCUCAAAAACGUUUAUUUUCCACCAAAAAAAAACUACAAAGUCAAAAAAAAAGCUGUUAUAAAAACCUGAUGCUGAAGAAACAAAUUUGAUAGCAAAUCAAUUAAUGCUACAAGUAAAUAAUGUGCUCUUUAAUUAGAAUAAAAUCUUUAUUUGUAUACAUUAUUAAUUUGUUUGAUUUUCUCACCUAUUCUAAUUCAUUUUUUUUUAAUUCAUAUUGAAAAUAUUGUAGGCAUUAAUACUUUAAAAACAUUUACUAACGUACCUACUCUGAAAGCAAUUUAUGAUAUUAUGUCUCUUGUAACAUUAAAGGCGGCUGCACAAUUGCCCGGGAACGGGAACGAGAACGGAAACGGGAACGGGAAAAAAGUUAACCUCUAUGUAAAUUAAUGUUGUAGAUGCACAAUAACCGAGAACGAGAAGCUGUCCGGUAACGGGAACGGGAAAGUUGACCAUGUUUCAACUUUCUCGUUCCCGUUGUAUUCCCGGAACCAAUCAGAAGGCAGUAUUAAAAAUACUGACAAAUGCCCAAUAAAAAUUUGUUAUUAGAAGUGUGUGAUCAAGUUCUAUUGACAAUUUUUAUACAUUUUGCAUUAAAAUAAAUGACGAACGACGAUUAAUUUCUUUAUUGGAAAAAUCUCCUCAUCCGUAUGAUUGAUGUAGAUCGUAGUACG